AGUCCCACGCCAACCACGGAAGGGAGAAGUAUACUGCUUCUCCAUCCGGGCCUCAUCACUCGCCGCUGCAUCACUCGCUCCCUUCACGCUCAGGAGAAAACAGACUGUGAAUUUUGUGGCGAGUGGAGAACUUUCCCCUCGCAGCCUUAAUUAAUACGUGUUGAAACCACUCGUCAGGUAGUUGAACCAAGAGAAAAAGACGAGUAAGGGUGAGUGAGUGAAGAGGAGAUGAGGUGGCGGCGGAGUGAGUGAUUUGAUUCGGAAGACGAGACAGGAUCGCAAAGUUCACUCUGUCUGCUGCAGGAUGGCGGGAAGCAAACGACUGUGGCUCAACUGUUACUGUUUACUGCUGGCGACACUGCUAAGGAAAGGGUGCUGCGUGUGUUACUUCCCCGGGGAGCUACAGGGCGUGUGGGAGACUCAGGUUACUAGCGAGGGAGGCGCAGGAGGCGGAGGGAGGGGCGCGGCGCCUUUCCUUAGCUACCAGAGCAUCACCAUUCACUCCGACUCGGUGCAGGAAUGGGGAGUGUGCUGGGAGAGGCUGGACAGUACCGUCAUUCUGGCUGACAGCACGGGGGCAAGUCAGUGCUUCAGGUGUGUAAGUGUGCGGCUCGUGGCGCCUCAGGUGCUGCAGGUGUGGACUCCGGGACUCCAAACCUGCUACACCACCAAGGAGGCAGCGUACCAAACCUGCCCCACACAUGCCGAGAUUGCUGAGAAGCGAGCCACUCUUCUUAUGCUUUACAAGAGCCGGUCAGUACUGGGGGAGAAGGAGGUGCGUGUGGUGGGGUGUCCCUUCGACGGCCGGUACACUUUCACCUACGAGCGGGCAGGCGGGGCGGGCGGCGCGUGUCCUCAGCCCACCUCUGAGAUGUCCAAUUGUCCCCUCGGCUUCGGGUACAAUGUCACGUAUCGGGACUGUUCCUUCAGCCCUGUGCCUAUCAGUCGCGGUCUGCAGUGCCUCGGCUCUUGGGUGGGCGAGGACGAGAUCAGCUACCUGGCAGUGAGGGACACCAGCGCCACACCUGAUCAGCCACACCUGCCGCGCUUCAGGUGUGGGAUGUUCAAGGAGGAGGCGGGCACGGCGCGUGUGUAUCUGGCACUCAGCAACGACACCACCUGUACUAAUGGGCUCUACUCUCCCACCAGCGGACACGAGACCUACGUUCUGACUUCAGUGCCCGCCCCGCCUCUGCCUCCCAUCGUCAGCGCCUCCUCCUGCGCCUUCCCCAGGAGUCUUCAAGGGCACUGGCACCAUACUUACGUGGGGAGUGACACGGCGCUCUUCCGGGACUACAUUAACCAUAAGACGUACAGUGUGAGUUGUAUAGAAGACAUGAAUGACGGGGAGAGAUUCCUCGUGUACGCCCGCACCCACUGCGGGGAGUGGAGUUACAACUGCUUCUGGAUGAAACGACGAAGCGCAAACAUUCUGGAACACAUGCUGGGUCGGUACCCGAAGGAGACGUUGGAUCGCACUCUCUGUGAUCCUCGGAACUUCGGAGACAAGACAUCGUGGAUUACGCAAGGAAAGAGCCUGGUGGUGGAGCCCACCUCGUGUCCCAUCGUGGGCCGCUACACGGGCGAGCUGCCUGACGCCUCGGGGAUCUGCGCGGAGCUCUACUCUGACUGCGCGUCGCCCAAAUACAUGUCCUUCACUGUGGCGGAAUGCCGCAACACCUCUGCAGUCUACGAGCAGUCGCAGCCGGCGGGGCCCACCAGCGAGGCGGGACCGUGGGUGCCGCCCGAGCAGCAGGUCAGCACGGGUGCCGUCCUCACCUUUGUCCAGGAUGCCCGCGUCCCGAGGCGAGGCAGGCAGGCCAGGCAGGCCAGCGGGGGACAGUUCCGUGUGGCCAACGCCCGCACCACCACCAUCUCCUGGUUGUGGGGCACCCCCGCCACCCCCUCCACCACCACGACCACCACUACCACCACCACCACCACGGCCCCUCCUGCUACCUCCAGGUCCCGCUUCCAUCCCGUGCCAACGUGGCGGCGGCCCCUGCCCCCCGUGCCUCCAGAAGACAGGUUUCCUGUCCAGGGCAGCGGCAGCAGCAGCAGCACCUUCUCCCCGUCACCCCCGCAGUCCUUCCCACCAUUCAACCGCGGCCUCAAUCCUAUUGGCUUUUGGCCCAACAACCCCGGCGUGGACGCCCGCCCUCUGCCUCCCGGGGCGAGCGUGGCGGGUGUCCCGAGCCCAGUAGUGGAGCCUCCCCCGCUCCCUGAGGACCAGUCUGAGGCACUGGGGGUGCCGGGGCGCGCCACGUGGGUACCCGGGGCCCCGCCUGGGUUCCACUCAUCUCAUAACGCCACGGAAAGCAGCUCUUCGCAGGAGUCCGCGGCAGGGGUCGCCGGCCCCGUGGUGGUGCCGAGCCCCGGCCCUCUGCCGCCUGGUGUCGUCUCUCAGCUCCCUGCCGGCCAGCGCACCCUGAAGCAAGAGCGGGAGUACCAGUGUCUCGGGCAGUGGACAGAAGACAAGCGCAUCUACGCCCUCACUUUCCGUCGCGAUAUCAGAACGUAUGAGUGUUUUGUGGGCGUGAUUCUGCCGGACGGCACUGUGUUCAUCAAGGAGGCCGAGUCUGAGGCGGGGUGCUCAAGGAAUGUGCAGCCUGAGGUCCUUGGGAUGAAGCUAAGUAAACUGGAGGAGUGCCCAGAUAGUUCUCGGCAGCCCUUCACCAGCAUCCCGCAGAGCUCCCAGCGCAGCGCCAGUUCCCGACCGACGCCGCGCCCCACUAAGCCGUGGAAACCCAUCACAGGUCGUCCUCGGGCCCGUGGUUCUGGUGGUGGGGGGACGACCUCACCCUCCACCUCCCUUCUCUGCCUCUCCAUCCUCGCCCUCAUCGCCUCCCUUCGUUCCCUGGCCAGCAGCUCCUAUUAGCCUCCAGACGGCGGCUCCACCCUCAAAAAGACACUGGCCAGUCUCUUAUUAUAUCGAGUUAUUUAAGUGCAUUAUAAAAAUCGUGUUUGUAAAAAAUAUGCGUGGUUAAUUUUAAGAGAUUUCUAUUGAUUCAAGACGUUUAUUGUUUCGACGGCUCUGUAAGGCGUUCUGAGGUCUCUACCGUGCCUGUACUUAAGAUAACAGUGAUAGGGUUAAAGCAUGGCAGAGUACUAUUAUACGUUGGUACUUUGAUUAUGGUUUCGUGGGGGCAGUUUCAAUAGUAUGAGGCGGGCGUCCGUAGCUAGCGUUACUAUUAUCAUGUAGUGUCGAACCGAACGUAAUAAGCCAGCAUUAACACAAGACAUUUGCACAAUAUACCUAAGUCACUGAACUAGUCAACGUGGUUACUGAAAGGGGGUAAUUGAGACUUUCUUGACGUAUAUACCAAAGCACAGUGCUGGUAGUGUGUGUGUGUGUGUGUGUGUGUGUGUGUGUGUGUUUUCUGACAGAUGGCUGUAAUUUUAAUAUACGCACCAUAGUUUGCCUUCCCACAGUUCACGAUAGACAUGUAUAUAUAACUUUAAUGGAACCUGUGCACUCUAUAUCCAAACUCACCCUAUGUCUACGUAGCCUGUUUUAAUUUUCCUCCCUUUUAAAUAUUACAACAGCUAUACUAGGUCAUUAUGUUUUUCGUAUUAUCCACCUUCUGAUAAUCACCGAGUCUUUUCAACACUUCCUCGCCGCUUCUCGGUUCCUCAAUAAAGUUAUCUUAGGAAGACAUGGACGUGUAAUAACAGUACCUCACAAACAUCCAUUUUAACCUUAUGUAACUAUUAAUUUAUACACUACGUUUAGCCUCCUACCUCGAGACAUGGAAUUUUCUCGAGUGUGUGUUGUAUUACUGUUAAAAUGAACCCGUGUGUGUGUGUGUGUGUGUGUGUGUGUGUGUGUGUGUGUGUGUGUGUGUGUGUUACGAUAGUUCACCAUAUAAUAGUCUACAAUAGUGGAUGCAAAGAAAACGAGAGACUGACCACACGUUGAAGUGUAAACAGUGAGUGAAAUGAACGAAGCAUGACCUGAAAAUGAUAAAACAUUCUGACAGGACGCAGUUGAGAAAAUAAUACAAAAUCUCAUUGAUAAAAAUCGCCAGAAAAAAAAUGACGUUAGGAAAUUACCAAAGAUUUAUGAACGUGACACAAGACAAGAUAAAGAACAUUGUGACGACAGAGAGGCGAAAGGUACUUACGACACCCUAAAUUUUCGGUAAGCCGGGUCUGACAUUUACUGGUCUUCUCCAAAUUCUCAGGUGCAUGAUUAUUAUUCGACUGUUGUUUUCUAGCAUGGAAAUUUUUGUGGAUAUGUUAAUUGAUACGUGUGAAAUUAAGUUGAAAAUGACGUGGUGAGUGAGCUAAUGACAGGACAGCGACCGCAAUGAACUUGAUAUUGUAGAAGAAUGAGGAAUGUGUUCAUGAGUCACCCUUUUAAAAGCAGGGUAAUUAUCAAGGGUGUGUUAGCUGAUAAACUUAUUCUCAUAACUUUCAUGCUCUUAAAUGUAAUAAUAGAAUAUAUUCAAACCAUAACUAAAAUCUAACGAUCAAUUCUUCCUAUUGACUUCGCUAAUUUUGAUCCCUAAAUCUAAUGUAUCUUAACCCUACAACUUAAACUUAACUUGAAUCCAACAUAUAUACCUUAUCAAGUAAAAAAAAAAAAAAAAAAAAAAAAAAA
Scylla paramamosain (green mud crab) is the source of this 4603-nucleotide messenger RNA. RefSeq lists its product as uncharacterized. Bases 305 to 2878 code for a protein of 857 amino acids. NCBI's taxonomy places the organism in Eukaryota, Metazoa, Arthropoda, Malacostraca, Decapoda, Portunidae. The transcript is spliced from 15 exons. The record is from RefSeq and is a predicted model, not a curated record.